Schistocerca piceifrons (Central American locust) is the source of this 2164-nucleotide messenger RNA. Its product is annotated as mesoderm induction early response protein 1. Gene Ontology annotation, molecular function: transcription corepressor activity; histone deacetylase binding. Lineage: Eukaryota; Metazoa; Arthropoda; Insecta; Orthoptera; Acrididae. Gene Ontology annotation, biological process: negative regulation of transcription by RNA polymerase II. The transcript has 6 exons. The record is from RefSeq and is a predicted model, not a curated record. Gene Ontology annotation, cellular component: nucleoplasm. Bases 198 to 1523 code for a protein of 441 amino acids.
AAAUCUUUGACUUUAGCUUGGUGUGGUGUGUUGUUAUACGGAAGCCGAAUAAACACAAAAAUAUACUUGUUAGUAGAAGUUACGUUGGUGACUUUUAGCAGACCAAUGUUGACAAUUAACCGACGAGUAACAUCGUUUACGAGAGGCAAACAUUUAAGCCCUGUCGAACUCUUCUCUGGGUUUAUCUGGACAACCUAAUGAACGAGCUGAAGUCUUCUAACACUUCUCAAGUGCACUCAGCCCAGGCAGUCAUCAAUGGGAGUGGACAUGGGCAGAAGACUGCACCCAGCCUGGUUGCACUCGACACUGAGUUUACACCAACUGUGGAGAUGAUGGUGGAUGAUUAUGAUGAUGAAAGAACACUUGAUGAAGAAGAAGCAUUAGAAGCAACAGAGGAUCCAGCCACAGAACUAUCCACACUACAAAGAGAGGGUGACAUGCCCCUCGAAGAGCUCUUGGCAAUGUACGGUUAUGGAGAACGCGAUGCAGAGGGUGGCGCAGGGACAGAGGUGGAAUGCAGUGUUGGAGGAGGAAGUAGUGCAGCUAGUAGUAGCAGUUCAGAGGAAGGGGGUGCCUCGUCAUCAGGACUUCGACAGUUAUACACACCCAAUCUGCAGCCACAAUGUGGUGGAGGUGGUGGUGCUGUGGGAAUAGGGAGUGGUGGGUCUGGUGCUGCCGGUGGCCCUGCACCAGAUGAUGACUGUGAUUAUAACCCUCAAGAAGAUGAGGACUGGCGAAAGACAAUCAUGGUUGGUUCUGACUACCAGGCAGGUAUUCCUGAGGGCUUGUGCAAGUAUGAUGACGCCUUGCCAUAUGAAAAUGAAGAUAAACUACUCUGGGAGCCAAAUGCACUGAAGGAAUCAGAGGUGGAAGAUUUCCUGGUACGUGCCCAAGAGCCUUCCCUGGGUGCAGGAGUGAGUGCUAUCCCAACAGGAGCACAUACCCGUGAUGAUGAACAAGCCCUGUAUCUACUGCUGCAAUGUGGUUAUAAUGUAGAGGAGGCCUUGCGAAGACGGCGUAUGAAUGCUCUCCCACCUGCUGAUACAAUGAGCUUGUGGUCAGAAGAAGAAUGCCGUAAUUUUGAAAAUGGGCUGCGCACAUAUGGGAAGGAUUUUCAUCUCAUUCAGCAAAAUAAGGUUCGAACGAGAUCAGUGGGUGAACUUGUGCAGUUCUACUACCUUUGGAAGAAAACUGAGCGCCAUGACAUAUUUGCCAACAAGGCUCGGUUGGAGAAGAAGAAAUACACACUACAUCCUGGCAUCACUGACUACAUGGAUCGCUUUUUGGAAGAGCAGGAGGGACACCGUGACCGUAGCUCAUCACCAAACAUUAAUUGUUUAAUUUACGGUGAUCCCAAACGUCGUGGUAGUGGGGGCACUGGUGCUAGUAGCACUACAGAUGGCCAGACGGACAGUGCAGGACAGGACAGUACUGGCCAAACUUCUGUCACAGCUGGAAUUGCAGUGGAAAGCAGUGGUCUUGCUGGAGAGACUGGUGCGCGACAGGACACGACAGUAGCAUAAAAAAGAAAAGGAUCUUGUAAUUAUAUUUCACAAUCAGAGACUAACGAAACUGUAUCAUCAUUGCACUGUUGUCCCGCCAGUGCACUUUGGUUCCUCAGUUCACAGGAAACUGUAUUUAACUUAUGAAGUUUUACAUCUUCAAGGUAUUUCACGUUUCACCAGCAUUUGCGUGACGUUUCUUUGAACUUGAAAAACUUAUGACAGUGGACUAUUACUUUGUGUUGUAGUCUUUUUAAUGGACCUGUCACUGGCACAGGCCAGCAUCUGAGAACUUUCUCAGUCCUUUCAGCUUUAAUUGCUUAAUUUCCUCCUCCACAUUAUUGAGACAAUGAAAUUGGUUCAAUAGGAUUGACAUGGGUGAUAAAUUAGUCAACUAAAGCAUUAUAUAUCAUUGGCUUGCAUAUAAAAAGCAAUGAUCUUGAGUGCUUUACCAAUUCCCAGGUUCUGUAGUUUCGUAUUUUGUUAUUGUUCCUGAAAUGUGUGAAAUUCUGAAAAUAUAUAUAUUUUGCUUUUUAUAUGUUGUGAACUUGUGCUAACAUGUAAUUUGAAAUUCUUAGGUUUCUUAAAAAUAAAUAUGUAAACACAUCUUGUACUCUGUGUGUGUGUGUGUGUGUGUGUGUGUGUGAGAGAGAGAGAGAGAG